AUGGGUUCUAAGCGUCUCGUUUUUUUGCUGCUCUUAUUUUUUGUUUCCAUUGUUUCUCCCGCUUGCACCACAUUUAGUACCACAUGCGACUAUCAAACCGCAUGUGCAUGCCCUAAGAGCAAUCCCCAGGGCACAUACUGUGGUAGUGACAUUGGAUGUGAUCAUACUCAUGUUUAUGAAUGUAAUCCUAACGGUGGAGAAUGUACAACUUGUGAUUAUGGUCUUCGUUUUUCCUGCGCGAAUUGCGGAAAAUUAGCUUGUCCAAAAGCUCCACCACCACCUCCACCACAAAAACAACCAAAUGAACCAGUAAAACAGCCAACAAAGACACCAGAAACCAAACCGCCAAGCCUUCCUCCAGCUGUUUGUAGUAACCCUAUAACGCGAAAUUUUGUUACGGAUUUCUGUAUUUUUGUUGGUACGCAGACAAUGGUAUUAGUUACAACAGGUUGGACGAUUGGUGAAAUUACUGCAACUUGCGUUGCGGUAGCAGCUCCAUUUGCAUUAGAAACUUUAGGUGGAUCUGAGAGUAUAUGUCUUCUUGUAGUCUUUCUUGCAACUGAAGCAGUAGCUGCAGGUCUUGUAGAUCCAGCAUGUAAUAAUAUUUGCUAA
Rhizophagus irregularis DAOM 181602=DAOM 197198 is the source of this 612-nucleotide messenger RNA. RefSeq lists its product as uncharacterized. The record is from RefSeq and is a predicted model, not a curated record. NCBI's taxonomy places the organism in Eukaryota, Fungi, Glomeromycota, Glomeromycetes, Glomerales, Glomeraceae.